Eutrema salsugineum is the source of this 1172-nucleotide messenger RNA. RefSeq names its product putative ER lumen protein-retaining receptor C28H8.4. Gene Ontology annotation, biological process: protein retention in ER lumen. The transcript has 6 exons. The record is from RefSeq and is a predicted model, not a curated record. Gene Ontology annotation, cellular component: membrane. Lineage: Eukaryota; Viridiplantae; Streptophyta; Magnoliopsida; Brassicales; Brassicaceae. Gene Ontology annotation, molecular function: ER lumen protein retrieval receptor activity. Bases 123 to 956 code for a protein of 277 amino acids.
AAUCCAAAAAAAAAAAACAGUGUAAUAAUCAAAUUGCACAUAAGGCAGAUCUGUUUCUAUAAUCUUCGAACCAAGCAGCCGAAGGAUUCUACUUUACUGUUUCUAUCUUUGGAAAGGAAGUGAUGAACGAAUCGAGGAUGAAGGCGGCGAAGAGGCCGAUUCACGCCGUGACGACAUGGGUUCGCCGGCAACCACCGAAGGUCAAAGCUUUUCUCGGUGUUGUUUCAGCCAUGACUGCUCUCGUUUUCCUAAGAAUGAUUGUUCAUGAUCACGACAACCUUUUCGUCGCCGCCGAGGCUGUUCAUGCCCUCGGAAUCUCUGUUCUCAUCUACAAACUCACCAAGGAGAAGACUUGCGCAGGAUUAUCUCUGAAGUCACAAGAGCUAACGGCUCUGUUUUUGGCCGUGAGGCUGUAUUGUAGUUUUGUGAUGGAAUUUGAUAUUCACACAUUGCUUGAUUCGGCUACAUUGGUGACUACCCUUUGGGUUAUCUAUAUGAUCCGUUUUAAGCUCAAAGCUAGUUACAUGGAAGACAAAGACAAUUUCGCUAUCUACUACGUCGUUAUACCAUGUGCUGUUCUAUCAGUCCUAAUUCACCCAUCCACACAUCACCAUAUAAUCAAUAAGAUUUCUUGGGCCUUCUGCGUUUACCUUGAAGCUGUUUCAGUCCUUCCUCAACUUAGAGUCAUGCAAAACACUAAGAUUGUGGAGCCAUUCACAGCACAUUACGUAUUUGCUUUGGGGAUAGCUAGGUUCUUGAGUUGUGCACACUGGGUCCUUCAGGUUUUGGACACUAGGGGGCGGUUAUUGACUGCUUUAGGAUAUGGUUUCUGGCCUAUAAUGGUCUUGCUCUCUGAAAUCAUCCAGACCUUCAUUCUCGCGGACUUCUGCUACUAUUAUAUCCAGAGUUUAAUGGGCGGUCAGCUCGUUCUUCGUCUCCCAUCAGGUGUUGUGUAAAAUUUGCUGGAGAAGAGAGAAGAAGAUACUGUGUGGCUUUGUGCUUAUGGUAUGGAGUUUGGCUCUAUGUUUUUGCAGGCUAUCGUUUUAGUCUUCUCUAAACUCUUCCUCUGACUUUUAUGUUCUUUUUUUUUUGGAGGAUUGUAAAGAAAAAAAAGGAGUUGAUAGAUUUUGACAUAUUAAUCUUGAAUAUUAGCCUCUCAGCUUUUGAUUUUU